AAACUUCAACAUAAUCUCAUCACCAAAAGACACUCUCCAGUCUCCAUGAAUGCUUCAAAUCUAUUGUUGAUCAGUGCAACAACAGCACUAGCAAUUAUCUCAUUAGUUUUUGCAUUUGACGACGAAAAUGUUUUGAAACCACCUCAUAUACCAGGCUCCCAAAAUCUUCUCACAAAAUCCGAAAUCAUUCAAUUGAAAAGAGCAGUUGGACCGGAGAGUAUUGCUUUUGAUCCAAACGGAGAAGGCCCCUAUACAGGAGUUGCCGAUGGACGAAUUCUCAAGUGGAAAGGAUCAUAUUGGUCUGAUUUUGCAGUUACCUCUUCUCAUAGGAAGAAUUGUACCCUGCCAUUUGCUCCUGAAUUGGAGCAUAUAUGUGGAAGGCCAUUAGGCUUACGAUUCGAUACAAAAACAGGGGAACUCUAUAUUGCUGAUGCCUAUUUCGGACUCCAAGUUGUUGGACCAAAAGGAGGACUAGCUACACCAUUAGUCCAAAAAUUCGAAGGUAAGCCUCUGGUCUUCACAAAUGACAUUGACAUUGAUGAUCAUGACGAUGUGAUUUACUUCACGGAAACAAGCACAAAGUACCAACGCAGGCAAUUCUUCGCCUCUCUUUUAAGUGGAGAUAAGACAGGCAUGCUAAUGAAAUAUGUUAAAUCCACACAACAAACCAAAAUUUUAAUAAGAGGCCUUGCUUUUGCAAAUGGUGUAGCUCUGAGCAAAAACAAGUCCUUCGUGCUCGUAGCUGAAACUUCAACCGGUAGAAUUUUUAGGUAUUGGCUGAAAGGUCCUUACAAAGGAAAACAUGAUACAUUUGCUGAGUUACCGGGAUUUCCAGACAACAUCAGAAUGAAUUCGAAAGGAGAAUUUUGGGUUGCUCUGCACGCUAAGAGAUCAGUAUUUGCACAAUUGAGUGUUUCGGAUUUAGAGCUCGGGAAGGCAUUGUUGAAGCUCCCGAUCACCGCGCAACAACUUGACAACUUGUUAGCCGGAGGGCAGCCACACGCUACCGCGAUCAAGCUAAGCGAAGACGGGCAAGUUUUGGAGGUUUUAGAAGAUGUUGAAGGCAAGACAUUGAGGUCGAUUAGUGAAGUUCAAGAGAAACAGGGCAAGUUGUGGUUUGGUUCUGUUUUGAUGCCCUUUUUGGGCAUUUAUGGAUUAUAAGUUCUAGUUAUAUAUACCGUUUGGGUAAGAAAUUUUAUUUUACGAGAAUAUAUCGACUACCUAAAGAUCGUCCUACGAGUAAUUUUAGUUAAAUACAAGUCAAAGUUAUGUCAAUUCCAAGCUUCUAAUAUGAUGAUAAAUGUUCCUUAUUUUCCAAUUGGUUGGAACUUCGAAGCCACUUGUAUAAACUAUAGUAUAAAUUAUGAA
Molecule: messenger RNA, 1368 nt
Organism: Solanum stenotomum
Lineage: Eukaryota; Viridiplantae; Streptophyta; Magnoliopsida; Solanales; Solanaceae
Product: protein STRICTOSIDINE SYNTHASE-LIKE 10-like
Exons: 1
Coding region: 46-1161 (371 amino acids)
Biological process (GO): biosynthetic process
Molecular function (GO): strictosidine synthase activity
Source: RefSeq, a predicted model, not a curated record